Molecule: messenger RNA, 408 nt
Organism: Caenorhabditis remanei
Lineage: Eukaryota; Metazoa; Nematoda; Chromadorea; Rhabditida; Rhabditidae
Exons: 5
Coding region: 1-408 (135 amino acids)
Source: RefSeq, a predicted model, not a curated record
AUGGGAUACGCACCAAACGAUCGAAUCGAGUUAUUAGAAAAAGAAACUGAAAUCAAAAAUAAAUCUCUAAUAAUAGCAGAAUGGUUUGGAACUAUUUACUUGAUUUAUACAGUUACUUUGCUCCUUGUCUUACCUGCGGCAGUUAUCGUUGAUAUAUACCGCACAGUCGAAGGGGUACCUGAGUUUGAAGUGAACAAUAUUUUUUAUUUCUUUUGGUUCCUUUUUUUGUACAUUGCAUUACCAAUUUCUCUCCAAGUCUUCUUCAUUCCACUUCUCUUCAUCAAUACUUACAUCUGUGCUCAGGUUUAUUUGAUAAUUAGCAAGCUCCGCCCAGAAUACGAUGGAGAUGAUUUGUAUGAGGUAAUUGAAGGAUCAGAAGGAAGUUCGACAAAGAAAACUGAUGAUUAA